UUUCAAUUGAAAUAUGAAUAAACUACAUUAUUAGUUAUCCAGGCUUCCAUGAAGCCAGAGGGUGGCAGCAAAGUCUGCAGCACUGCUGCCACACUACUCAACUAAUAUGUGCUUUUCUUUCAGGGAUUUGGUCGAAGCCGCUCCCUGAGUCUGCCCAGGCGACUGAACUCGAUGCCCCCUCCCAGACUUCUGUCAUCUUCGAGCACACCUGGAAUCCAGUCGUCAUUUUUACCCACACAGAGGCAAACGUCCUUUCAAGAAAAGGUCUACAAGCCUCUGUCACCGUGGGAGGCAGCAUCCAGGAGCCCCAUUGGUGCGGUGGAUGAUGCCUUUGGGUUCCAGAGCCUCACGUCAUCUGUUGCCUCUAAUGUCAAAGCUGCAGGGCACCGCAGGUCUCUGCCAGAGCCUCCAGAUGAAUGGAAGCGCAGGGUGUCUCUUGAUCCUGCACCUGUCAGUGGGGGUCAUUAUCAUGCAGCCCCGGCUUUCCAGGCCCCGUUCAUGAGCAGGACAUUUUCACCUGAGAAACCGGCCUUCUAUGGGCCUCCAUUCAGACCUGCCCAGCCUCUGAGGCCUGCCAGCAGGGCCAGCAUUGCAUACAUGGGACCAGGCUCCGGUCCAACAUACUCACCCCUGUAUAGUGCAGUCCAGAGAAGUCAAUACCACUAAGAUGAGGUCAGACAUACAUCAGAUAAAGAGAAAUGUACUACUACUAAUCAACAUACAUGAAAUUUGGCCUAAAGAGAGGGAAUAUGUUCACUGAUGAAAAAAUAGUUUGUUGACGUGUUGGUUCAUGCUUUUCUAACAGGUCUGAUCAUAUUUUACACAAUUUAUUAUGUUUGUUUGAAAAUGUUGUUGAUGGGAGUCGCUAAAAGUCGCUGUCUUCAUGGUACGAGUGGUCACUGGGUUUGAAGAGCACAACGACUUACUGCAGCUAUUGUGUUGCUGAUGAGAUAUUAUCCUGCCAAGCGUUGAUGGGAGAUUUUGCAAUUGUGUUUAAGAGAUCAUUUCAGAAUCAUUAGGGCUGGGCAAUAUGACGAUAAAUAUUGUAAAAAAGGUCUAAAAAUGUCUAUCGUAUAUAUUUUUCGAUAUCGUGAUAUAGGCUAUACCUAUAUUUAUUUCUUUUUUCUCUAUAAUUUCACUUAAAACUGUUAUGUUCAUUUUGCACUCAAGUUCUUAAAAAGAUUCACACAGGGGUAUUCAAAAAUAUGUGGUUAUUUUAUAUAGACUAUUUAUUUAUUGAAUUGGCAGAAAACAGGUAAAGUGAUAUAUAUCGUUAUCGGGAUAGAAGAUUUUUGCCAUAUCGCCCAGUCCUAAGAAUAUUUAUGUUAUCAGUUUGUUACAGACUGAUUUAGGAGUGGACAUCGACAGUGUUAGCUAAGUGUUAUGAGAGUUAAAGUGGACGUGUAGUAGAUGAAAAAUGUUUGGUAGAUUGCUUCUUUUUUUUUUAAUAAAUGUCGAGUGGUGUUGCUCAUUUUGACAUUGUUGGUUAUAAAUAUUUAGUGAGAAAUAAUACGGCACUUUAAGAAAUAUUAUGUGUGGUCUUUAAAAACUCACUGUGACGUGAUCACUUCUGCACAUCUGAACAUUUCAUACGAUGAUAACCAUUACAGAUGUUACUCAUCUUGUCUUUUCUUUCACUUCUAUUGCAGUGGCGAUGGCAAGUAUAUCAAAAGAGUGAUCACUUCUAUUAAUCUGCAGCACAGUGACUGCUAAACUACACACACGCUUAUCUAUCUGCUCUAAGGAGGCUACAGUGCAUUUUUAGGGAAUUUGCAUCUUAACAUUGACUUUAUUCAAACUGAUGACCUACGUGUGAUAUUUAAAAAUGGAUACGAGCUAUUUUGCUUUUAUUAAAUGUAUUUUUAAGUAUUAAGAGAAAUAAAUGUUGCAUGCAUACAUUCAUGACAUAGCCCACCUUUGAUCAUACACUGUGUGGUGUUAAAGUGUAAACAGAACCACAGUUUCUGCCAUUGAUCGUCAGGGUUUCAAUAUGACUGAUGUAGCCAUGUUUCUUGUCUAAUUGUUGGAGGCGUUUACUCUGUAUGAUGAUUUUUUUGUAUGAAGUUUUUGCACCUUUUAAACACAAAUUGAAAUAUUAAAAGACAUGAAAAUG
Molecule: messenger RNA, 2113 nt
Organism: Sebastes umbrosus (honeycomb rockfish)
Lineage: Eukaryota; Metazoa; Chordata; Actinopteri; Perciformes; Sebastidae
Exons: 1
Coding region: 172-666 (164 amino acids)
Source: RefSeq, a predicted model, not a curated record